Molecule: messenger RNA, 2118 nt
Organism: Loa loa (African eye worm)
Lineage: Eukaryota; Metazoa; Nematoda; Chromadorea; Rhabditida; Onchocercidae
Product: ATP-dependent DNA helicase
Exons: 13
Coding region: 156-1850 (564 amino acids)
Biological process (GO): double-strand break repair via homologous recombination
Cellular component (GO): cytoplasm; chromosome
Molecular function (GO): ATP binding; four-way junction helicase activity; 3'-5' DNA helicase activity
Source: RefSeq, a predicted model, not a curated record
CGAUGUUCGACAUCCCCUUUUUGAGUGUUAGAAUUGGCGAGAAGUCGGGAGAUGAGCGAAGUUGGGCUGGGGUGCGUCUCCCGGAGUACGUCUUUAUUAGUGUUAGUUGAACUAUUAUUCAGCGGCAGUAGAAUUACUUAUAUCAAUGAACGACAAUGGAACCGGCAGGAUCACUGGGAGCAAAACUUUCGAUGGAGUUGUCAAAACUGGAUGAGGAACUAGAAAGAAUCGAAGGGGAUAUAAGUUCGCUGAGGAAACGGAAACGCGCAUUAUUGGAAAGAAAAGCACAGAUCGAAAAGCGUAUAGUUGAGCGAAAUGUGGAGAAUGAAAGUUCAUUUAGAAUUUGGGAUUCAGACGAUUUUCAGUGGAUGAAGGAGUGUCUCCAUGUGUUACAUAAUGUUUUUAAACUGAGUGAUUUCCGUCCUCUACAAAGGGCUGUUAUCAAUGCGGUAUUGUCGAAGGAGGAUUGUUUGGUAGUGAUGAGCACUGGAAGCGGGAAAAGUCUUUGUUAUCAGUUACCUGCUGUUAUUAUGAAAGGUAUCGUAUUGGUUGUGUCACCUUUGAUAGCUCUCAUUGAAGAUCAGUUGCAUCAGUUAAGAAAAUUAGGAAUUGAUGCAGCAACACUUAACCAAUCCACCGCGAAAGAGGAGAUAAGUCGAGUGCAAACAGCACUUACUGAUUCAAAAGCUCCACUACGUUUGCUUUAUGUUACCCCGGAAAAAUUGGCAAAAAGUAAGCGGAUUAUGAAUCGCUUGGAAAAAUGUAAUGAAAUGAAACGAUUAAAGUUGAUGAAGUACACUGCUGCUCUCAAUGGGGACAUGAUUUUCGGCCAGAUUUUAAAUUCCUUAAUAGUUUUAAAGCGUCAGUUUCAAGCUGUGCCAUUGAUUGGACUGACUGCUACAGCUACUGCUGAUGUUAUUGAUGAUGUGAAAAACAUGCUGGGGAUUCCAGCAGCUGUGGUAUUCCGUGCUGGUUUCAAUCGGCCAAAUUUGCAUUACAGUGUGUGUCAGAAGCCAUCGUCAGAUGUUGAAUUCGUGGAUAUUUUGGUGGAGCUUAUUAAAACCCGAUUUGCGGAACUCAGUGGAAUUAUUUAUUGUUUUUCGCGUAAAGAAUGUGAGGAACUUACAAAAUCAUUGCGUGCAAAAGGUGUAAAAGCGUCACACUAUCAUGCUUUUCUGGAUGCUGAUAAAAGGAACAUUACUCAUGAAAAAUGGCUGAAUGGAGGGAUUAAUGUUAUUGUAGCGACAAUAGCUUUUGGUAUGGGAAUUGAUAAGCCUGAUGUUCGUUAUGUUAUACAUCAUUCUUUACCUAAAUCGUUAGAGAAUUACUACCAGGAAAGUGGGCGUGUUGGACGAGAUGGUAAUAAAGCUUAUUGUAUCUUGUUUUAUCGUUUAAAUGAUCUCUUUCGGCAAAGUACAAUGGUUUGUACGGAAAAGACUGGUGUGCGGAAUUUAUAUUCAGUAUUGUCUUACUGUAUUCAGACAUCUCAGUGUCGACGGUCGGUUAUAGCCGAGCAUUUCAAUGUGGAGUGGAAUUCAUCACUAUGUUCCAAAAUGUGUGAUAUAUGUUCUCAAACUAAUGAUUUUGAAUGUGUGGAUGUGACUGAUUAUUGGCGACUGAUGUUAGAGGUGUUGAAAAAUGUUCAAAAAACUGAUAACAAUCGUGUAACGGGCAUGAAGCUGGUAGAGUUAACUUGGAAGAAAGUCAACUCCGUAAGUCGAGAACUGAUCGAACUUUUGGUUGCAAAGUUUAUCCUCGAUGGAUAUCUGAAAAGAAGAUUUCCACUUCACACCAUAUUCAAUCAUCAGUUACGUUGUACCAGGCGAAAAGAGCAUAGUAGUGGAGAAUAAAUCGGAUUAUCGAAUUACCGUCUCCAUUCCAUCAAAACUGAUUUGCACCAAUCGAAAAACAAUAGCAUUUUCACGCAAGAGGCCACUGCUUAUUGAUGAUGAUGGUGAUGAUGAAGAUGAUGUCAUUAUGCUUAAGUAAAUGCUUUUUACUUGGGAGCGUGCAUUUAUUAUUUCGUUUGAAAGUUUCCUUUCUAUUUGUACAGGAAUAAGUUGGACGUAUCGGGAAUGCUAUCAUUUUAUUCAUCGGGAUAAAAUCUUUACAACCAUU